AUGGAGGCCUACUGCAAGGAGGUAUGCAAGCUUGAGGACAAGUUCCACAGCCUCGAGCUCAUUCAUGUCGCACGGCGAUACAAUGAAGCGGCCGAUGAGCUUGCCAAGAUUGCGUCCACUCAAGGCACUGUUCCACCAGAUGCAUUUUCAAGGGACUUGCUCGAGCCAUCUAUCGACCUAGGCGCGGGGGCAAGCUCCAAAACUCCCACUCCCGAGCCCGCCGACGCGAUCGAGGCCCUGCUGACGGCGGUAGAAGUAAUGGAGGUUGAGCAAACCUCUCAACACCCCGGUCAACCAUUCGACUGGCGCACGCCCUUCCUCGACUGCCUGAUCCGGUGUGAAUUGCCAGAAGAUUGA
Messenger RNA from Sorghum bicolor (sorghum), 357 nucleotides. RefSeq lists its product as uncharacterized. The transcript has a single exon. Gene Ontology annotation, molecular function: nucleic acid binding. The coding region runs from base 1 to 357 and encodes 118 amino acids. NCBI's taxonomy places the organism in Eukaryota, Viridiplantae, Streptophyta, Magnoliopsida, Poales, Poaceae. The record is from RefSeq and is a predicted model, not a curated record.